AUGUCUGUAACCACAGACCCGACUCCCAUUCCGCAGUGGCAAGAAGACGAGCUCGAUCUGUCGGACUAUGUGCCGAAUCUAGGAGACGGCUGUUCGGACGGCAGCGCCGCCCGCUCCAGGGAACAGCUCGCGAUGGCUUGUUCCGUGGUGCUCGAGCGCCUCCGCGACGACGCGUCUGUUCACAGUGGAGACACACCAUACUACUGCGGACACUGUGGCAAGCAUUUCAGAAGCAAGACUAUUUUAAGAAAACACAUAGAAAACACACACUUGGCCACCGGACCAACACCAUUUGCUUGUGAUUUUUGUAGUUCUACUUUUCAAACCAAAUUUCUUGUAAUCGAACACGAGAAAAGUGAACACGGUGUUACAAAUUUCAUGUGUGCUGAAUGUGAGUAUACAACAAGUUUCAAGAAAAGUUUGGAGACUCAUUUAAAAAGUCACUCAGAUAAGAAUAAUUUUAGUUGUAGUCACUGUAGUUACACGAGUUCGUGGAAACGUGAUUUACACAAACACCAAACAAUACACAUGGCUGGAAAACCUUUUCAGUGUAGCGACUGCGAUUUCAAAUGCAGUGUUGAAUCAAAUCUGCGACGUCACCAGAAGACGCACAACCGGAGGCACCAGAGAAUACUCACUGGAAAACAACCUUACAAAUGUAGUCAUUGCAACUACAAGUGUAGUGUUAGUUCUAUGUUACGAAGACAUGAAAGGACACAUACAGGUGAGAAGCCUUUUCAGUGUAGCUACUGUGAUUACAAAUGUAAUCGAACAUCAUACUUAAAAAUACACCAGAGGAUACACACUGGGGAAAAGCCUUACAAAUGUAGUCAUUGUGACUACAAGUGCAGUAAUAAGUUCAACUUACGAAAUCACGAAAUGACUCAUACUGGCGAGAAGCCUUUUCAGUGUAGCCACUGUGAUUACAAAAGUAAUCAGAAAUCACACCUAAAAAUACACCAGAGGAUACACACUGGGGAAAAGCCUUACAAAUGUAGUCAUUGUGACUACAAGUGCAGUAAUAAGUUGAACUUACGAAAUCACGAAACGACACAUACUGGCGAGAAGCCUUUCCAGUGUAGCCACUGUGAUUACAAAUGUAAUCAUAAAUCACGCUUAAUAAUACACCAGAGGAUACACACUGGGGAAAAGCCUUACAAGUGUAGUCAUUGUGACUACAAGUGCAGUAAUAAGUUCAACAUACGAAAUCACGAAAUGACACAUACUGGCGAGAAGCCUUUCCAGUGUAGCCACUGUGAUUACAAAUGUAAUCAGAAAUCACACUUAAAAAUACACCAGAGGAUACACACUGGGGAAAAGCCUUACAAAUGUAGUCAUUGUGACUACAAGAGCAGUAAUAAGUUAAGUUUACGGAAUCACGAAAUGACACAUACUGACGAGAAGCCUUUUCAGUGUAGCUACUGUGAUUACAGUUGCAGUUAUAAGUUAAGCUUACGGGAUCACGAAAUGACACAUACUGGCGAGAAGCCUUUUCAGUGUAGUCACUGUGAUUACAAAUGCAAUCGGAAAUCAUAUUUAAAAUUACACCAGAGGACACACACUGGGGCAAAGCCAUUUAAAUGUAGCAGUUGCGAAUACAAAUGUAGUCGGAAAGAUAACUUGCGAAAUCAUCAGAUGAUACACACUGGAGAAACCCCAUAUAAAUGUACCAAUUGCGAAUUCAAGUGUAGGCGGAAAGAAAGAUUGCUAUUACACCAGAGGAUACACACCGGAGAGAAGCCGUACACAUGUAGUUAUUGCGGUUCCAAGUGGCGUGAUUUGUCAACCUUACGAAAACAUGAAAGGACACAUACUGGCGAGAAGCCUUUUCAGUGUAGCUACUGUGAUUGGAAAUUCAGUGAUAAAUCCACCCUACGACGUCACCAGGAGACGCAUACUGGGACAUAGC
Cydia splendana is the source of this 1909-nucleotide messenger RNA. RefSeq names its product zinc finger protein 883-like. Bases 1 to 1908 code for a protein of 635 amino acids. The record is from RefSeq and is a predicted model, not a curated record. The transcript is spliced from 2 exons. Gene Ontology annotation, molecular function: RNA polymerase II cis-regulatory region sequence-specific DNA binding; DNA-binding transcription factor activity, RNA polymerase II-specific. Gene Ontology annotation, biological process: regulation of transcription by RNA polymerase II. NCBI's taxonomy places the organism in Eukaryota, Metazoa, Arthropoda, Insecta, Lepidoptera, Tortricidae.